UUGCAGGAAGAAGAAGAAGAAACAGAAGCGAGCCAGAAAACAAGAAGGAAGCGAUGGGCUUUCCAGUUGGCUACAACGAUCUCAUCUUCCCCAAGCUCUUCCUCCACGCGCUUUCCCUUCUCGCUUUCCUCAGAAACUUCGUCUUCUCUCUCUCUAGAUCUCUGGGUUUCCGCCAUUUUCCCCAUCCCGACGUCGAUAGCUUGCCGGCUCGACCCGGCGGCGAUCCCGCGGCGCUGAUUCGGGAUCUCCUGCCGGUCCUGAAGUUCUCGGAGGUGGAGGACCCGCCGGAGAGCUGCGCGGUGUGCCUGUACGAGUUCGAAGGCGGCGAUGAGGUGCGGAGGCUGCCCAACUGCCGCCACAUCUUCCACCGGAGCUGCCUGGAUCCGUGGAUGGACCACCUCCGCUGGACCUGCCCGCUCUGUCGGACCCAGUUAUUGCCCGGCGAUUUGCAGGCGGCGUUCGACGAGAGACUCUCACCGGCCUCCUGGAUCUCCGGCUUUCACGGCGAGUACUCGCCGGUAACUUCUUCUGGUUUUUGAGUGGUCCAUGGAAAUGGUUGGUAUUAUAUUACAAUGAAAAAGAAGUUUAGAAAAUAACAUUUUGUAUAAUUAUUAAUUAUAAGCUCAAAACAACUUUCAAAUGCACCUUUUAAUUUUAGUGAUAAGGAAAAAAAAGCCAAAAAUAAUGUUU
Messenger RNA from Diospyros lotus (date-plum), 690 nucleotides. RefSeq names its product brassinosteroid-responsive RING protein 1-like. Lineage: Eukaryota; Viridiplantae; Streptophyta; Magnoliopsida; Ericales; Ebenaceae. The record is from RefSeq and is a predicted model, not a curated record. Gene Ontology annotation, molecular function: ubiquitin protein ligase activity. Bases 54 to 539 code for a protein of 161 amino acids. The transcript has a single exon. Gene Ontology annotation, biological process: protein ubiquitination.